This is a messenger RNA of Phodopus roborovskii (desert hamster), 423 nucleotides long. RefSeq names its product cystatin-S-like. The transcript is spliced from 3 exons. The coding region runs from base 1 to 423 and encodes 140 amino acids. Gene Ontology annotation, molecular function: cysteine-type endopeptidase inhibitor activity. The record is from RefSeq and is a predicted model, not a curated record. Lineage: Eukaryota; Metazoa; Chordata; Mammalia; Rodentia; Cricetidae.
AUGGCCUAUCUGCCCCAUGCUCCACUACUCCUGCUGAUCAUUCUCGUGGUGCCUCCGAAUCUGAGCCAGAGUGAUAUUUUUGAAACAUUAUUUCCUACUAUGCAGAAACACAGAAUGAACAAAGUGAUGACCCAAGAAGCACUGGAUUAUGCUGUCAGCAAGUACAAUGAAAUCAGCAGUGACUUGAAUCUCAGCCGUGUUGUGGAAGUACUCAGUGUCUAUAAAUUGCAACGGGAAGGAACAAUAUUCUACUUUGAAGUGAUCCUAGGACAAACCAUCUGUAUGAAGGACGAGUCUGACCUGACCAACUGCCCCUUAUUUGAGCAGGCUGUUCAGCAAGAGAGAAAACUCUGCAUUUUCUUGGUUUAUGUCGCAUCUGAUGAGACCCAUCCAUCAAUGGAAACUUUAACCUGUACCAGAUAA